Molecule: messenger RNA, 3711 nt
Organism: Helianthus annuus (common sunflower)
Lineage: Eukaryota; Viridiplantae; Streptophyta; Magnoliopsida; Asterales; Asteraceae
Product: putative disease resistance RPP13-like protein 1
Exons: 1
Coding region: 1-3711 (1236 amino acids)
Biological process (GO): defense response to other organism
Molecular function (GO): ADP binding
Source: RefSeq, a predicted model, not a curated record
AUGGCUGAAGCCCUCCUCGGUGUCAUUUUUGAGAAGCUAACCGAUGAAGCCUUCAAGAAGUAUGUUCGCUCUCAGAAGAUUCAUUCCGAGCUCAAUGAAUUGAAGACCACAUUGUCCAACAUUAAAGCUCUGCUUAAUGAUGCUUCUCACAAGGAAAUUACUCAUGAAUCUGUUGGACUAUGGCUUAACAGUCUCCAACAUUUGGCUUAUGAUAUUGAUGACGUACUUGACGAUGUGGCUACCGAAGCUAUGCACCGUGAGCUGACUCAGGAAUCAGGAGCAGUCACAAGCAAGGUAAGAAAGCUCAUCCCGACUUGCUGCACAAAUUUUUCACUAAGUCAUAGGUUGUCUUCCAAGAUAGAUAGCAUUACCAUCAAGUUACAACUACUAGAAAAACAAAAGUCUGAUCUAGGUUUGAUUGUGAAAGAUGAAAAGCCAAAAAGUACUAGUAGAAGAAACGAAACUUCUUUGCCAGAUGGGUCUAGUGUUGUUGGAAGAGAAAGUGAGAUAGAGAAAUUGCUUAACAAGUUGUUAGGGGAUGAUGGGUCAUCCAAGGAAAACUUUAGCAUCUUACCCAUAGUUGGUAUGGGUGGGGUUGGUAAGACCACUCUAGCUAGACAUUUGUAUAAUGAUCCACAGGUGAAGGGUCACUUUAAACUCAAGGCAUGGGUUUGUGUUUCUGAUGAUUUUGAUAUCUUUAAGAUAAGUAAAAUCAUUUUUCAAGCUGUGUCCGGUGAAAGGAGGGAAUUUGAAGAUUUAAAUCAACUUCAAAUGGAUCUUACAAAGCAACUUCAGGACAAGCGAUUCCUACUAGUAAUCGAUGAUGUGUGGCAUGAAAACGAUGACGAUUGGGAAAACCUGGUGCGCCCAUUUCAUUCAUGUGCUCAUGGAAGUAGGAUAAUCAUGACAACUCGUAAAGAAGAGUUGCUCAUAAAGCUAGGUUUUAAUCAUCUAGAUUCUCUCAAGACUUUGUCGCAUGUAGACGCUUUAUCUUUAUUUGCUCUACAUGCAUUAGGUGUGCAGAACUUUGACUCACACACAACACUUAAACCACUUGGUGAAGCUAUUGUGAAAAAGUGUGCUGGUUUGCCUUUGGCUUUGAAGGCAAUUGGAACGUUAUUGAAGGCAAGAACAAAUGAACAAGACUGUGAAGACGUAUUCAAUAGUGAGAUUUGGAAUUUAGAAAAUAGUGAUAAGAUUGUUCCAGCUCUAAGGCUUAGCUACCAUGAUCUUUCAUCAAAUUUAAAGCAGUUGUUUGCAUAUUGCUCGUUGUUCCCUAAGGGCUUUUUGUUUGACGAAGAGAACUUGGUCUUACUGUGGACGACAGAAGGAUUUUUUAACCAAUCCAAUGCAGCCAAGUCACCAGAACGUUUGGGCCAUGAAUAUUUUGAAAUUUUAUUAUCAAGGUCAUUUUUUCAACAUGCACCUAAUGAUGAAUCAUUAUUUAUGAUGCAUGACCUAAUGAACGACUUGUCCACCUUUGUUGCUGGAGAACAUUUUCUAAGAUUCGAAAAUCAUAUGACGACUGAGACAGAAGCUUUGGAGAAGUAUCGCCAUAUGUCAUUUACUCGCGAGGAAUAUGUAGGCCACCAAAAGUUUGAGGCAUUUAAAAGAGCAAGAAGCUUGAGAACAUUGUUAGCAGUAUCUGUUGGGGUGGGUGAAAGUUCGAAAUCAUUUUACUUGUCCAAUAAGAUUUUGGUUAACUUACUUCCUAAGUUACCAUUGUUAAGGGUUCUUUCUUUGAGUUGUUUUGAGAUAAGUGAGUUACCAGAGUUCAUUGGUAAUUUGAAGCACUUACGGUAUCUUAAUUUAUCUCAAACUAAAAUCACCGAGUUACCAGAGAAUGUUGGCAAUCUUUAUCAUCUACAAACAUUGAUUGUUUUUUGUUGUGAAAGUUUGACUAAGUUGCCUAAAAGCUUCAUAAAGCUUAAAAAGUUGCGGCAUUUGGACAUAAGGGAUACCCCGCUUUUGAAAAAGAUGCCCUUGGGGAUUGGUGAGUUGAAAAGUCUGUAUACUCUCAACAAGAUCAUCAUUGGAGGAGAAGAUGGUUUUGCAAUAACCGACCUUAAGGGAUUUAAGAAUCUCCAUGGGAUUGUUUCUAUUGGGGGAUUGCAGAGAGUGCAAAGUGUAAUGCAAGCACGGGAAGUGAACUUAUCUCUAAAAGAGAUUACUAAAUUAGAGCUGAAAUGGAUUGAUGGGUCUGAUGGUUCACGAAGUGGUCCAAUUGAAAAGGAGGUUCUCAAUAUGCUCGAACCUAGUAGAGAUAAGUUGAAAGAGCUUGCAAUUAUGUCAUAUGGAGGAAAAGAGCUUUCAAAUUGGGUUGGUGAUCCAUCUUUUCAUAAGUUGGUUAAUGUUUCCAUACAUGGUUGUAGCAAAUGCACAUCUCUUCCGGCAUUUGGGCAGCUACCUUCACUUAAGGAGUUGUUUAUUAAAGGCAUGGAUGAGGUUAAAGUCAUAGGUUCGGAGUUAAUUGGGACUACAACUGUUGUUUCCUUCCCUUCACUUGAAAUUCUAAAAUUUCAAAAUAUGAGUGAAUGGAAGGUAUGGUCAACUAAUAACAUGGUUUUAGAUGCAGUGUUUCCAUGCCUUCAAGAGCUUUAUAUAAACGACUGUCCCAAUUUGAUUGACAUUUCAUUGAAAGCACUACCUUCAGUAAGGGUUUUAAGUAUACACAUAUGUGGUGUUAAUGCAUUGAGAAGUCUCGUUCAAGCAGCUUCAUUAGUCAAUGAGUUAGGAAUAGCAUCUAUUGUAGGGCUUACAAAUGAAGCUUGGAGAGGUGUUAUUAUGUAUCUUAAGGCAAUUGAAAAAUUAUACAUAUGGCAUUGUGAUGAAAUAAGUUACUUGUGGGAUUCAGAAGAGACAAAUAAGGUCCUUUUAAACUUAAAGGAAUUGGAUGUACGCAGAUGUAAAAAUCUGGUGAGUUUAGGAGAGAAAGAGGUGGAUAAUGUUGAAAGCACCCUUUUAUUAUCUCUCAGGUAUUUGGAGAUCUUCUAUUGCGAGAGUAUGAAGCAUUGUUAUUGUCCAAAUAGCAUUGAGUAUUUUAGUAUACAAGGUUGUAGUUCACUUACACUUGUCUCCUUCCCAAGAGAAAUAGGAGGGGAGCAAAAGCUCAAGUCAGUUACGAUAUAUGAUUGUAAGAAACUAACGAAAGGGAUCAACAACACAAACAUGCCAAUGCUUGAAUUCUUGUUUAUAGGUGAGUGGAUAGAUCUGAAAUCAAUAACUCAAUUUAGUAACUUCAAUCACCUCACCGUUCUCUGUUUAUCAAAUUGUACGAGUAUUGAGUCAUUUCAACUAUCGAAUCUCACAUCAUUAAGACACCUUAUAAUCAUAAACUGUCCAAGUUUUUGUUUAUCCUUUGAUAGAGGGUUUUGGCCUCCCAAUUUAGUUUCCCUUGACAUUGGGGGACUGAAAGAGCCAAUCUCAGAAUGGGGCCCUCUGAAUUUUCCAUCUUCUCUCAUUGACCUAACUUUAAGUGGUGAUCGCAGUGUGAGUGAUUUUCGUCAUUUGUCCCAUCUUCUUCCGUCAUCUCUUACUUCUCUAAAAAUAGAAAUAUUUUUUAAACUGGAAUCACUUUCAAUGGGACUCGAACACCUCUCCUCCCUUCAACAUCUCAGUAUUGAAAAAUGCUUACAUAUGAAACAUCUGCCAGUGACAUUGUUGCCUUCCCUUUUGAGCUUGAGAAUUGCUUUAUGCCCAUAUCUUUCAUAA